Messenger RNA from Eubalaena glacialis (North Atlantic right whale), 1915 nucleotides. It is a transcript of the gene EIF2B1, whose product is annotated as eukaryotic translation initiation factor 2B subunit alpha. Lineage: Eukaryota; Metazoa; Chordata; Mammalia; Artiodactyla; Balaenidae. Gene Ontology annotation, cellular component: eukaryotic translation initiation factor 2B complex. The transcript is spliced from 9 exons. Gene Ontology annotation, biological process: translational initiation. The coding region runs from base 278 to 1138 and encodes 286 amino acids. Gene Ontology annotation, molecular function: guanyl-nucleotide exchange factor activity; translation initiation factor activity. The record is from RefSeq and is a predicted model, not a curated record.
UGGGCCUAAAGCGGAGCCGCGCAGGGAUCCCUCCACCUCGCACGCCCAGACUGGGCUCCGGGAGAGGUCACUUUCCAAGCUCAGGCUGUUUGGCUGGAUGUGGUUCCUCUAGUCACAACUAAAACCACUCGCUGCUCCUGUAUCCAGGGAAUGGGUCCUGGGGGUAUCCCCGGACACCCCCUCUCCCCACGCUUUCCAGUGCCGUCCCAAAAAGUGAGACUUCGGACGCAUGUAGUUAAUUGAAUACUUUAAGUCUCAGGUGAAAGAAGAUCCUGACAUGGCCUCAGCAGUAGCUGCCAUCCGGACUUUGCUGGAGUACUUGAGGAGAGAUAAAGGGGAGACACUCCAGGGCCUGAGAGCGAAUCUCACCAGUGCCAUAGAAACCCUGUGUGGCGUGGACUCUUCUGUGGCCGUGUCCUCGGGCGGGGAGCUCUUCCUGCGCUUCAUCAGCCUUACCUCCCUGGAAUACUCUGAUUACUCCAAAUGUAAAAAGAUCAUGAUUGAGCGGGGAGAGAUUUUUCUCAGGAGAACAUCACUGUCGAGAAAUAAAAUUGCAGAUCUGUGCCAUACUUUCAUCAAAGAUGGGGCGAGAAUAUUAACUCACGCCUACUCCAGAGUGGUCCUGAGAGUCUUGGAAGCAGCCGUGGCGGCCAAGAAGCGUUUCAGUGUGUACAUUACAGAGUCACAGCCUGACUUAUCAGGUAAGAAAAUGGCCAAAGCCCUCUGCCACCUCAGUGUCCCCGUCACUGUCGUCCUGGAUGCCGCUGUUGGCUACAUCAUGGAGAAAGUGGAUCUUGUCAUAGUUGGUGCUGAAGGAGUUGUUGAAAACGGAGGAAUCAUUAACAAGAUUGGAACCAACCAGAUGGCCGUGUGUGCCAAAGCACAGAACAAGCCUUUUUAUGUGGUUGCAGAAAGUUUCAAGUUUGUACGGCUCUUCCCACUAAACCAGCAAGAUGUCCCAGAUAAGUUUAAGUACAAGGCAGAUACUCUGAAGUCCACGCAGACUGGACAGGAUCUCAAAGAGGAGCACCCGUGGGUCGACUACACCUCCCCUUCCUUAAUCACACUGCUGUUUACAGACCUGGGGGUGCUGACGCCCUCAGCAGUCAGCGACGAACUCAUCAAGCUCUAUCUGUAACCGCCGGGCCCUUUCCUGCCGGCGCACAGCUGAUGCUGGGAGCAGCCUCUUGGCCCCUCCGUGAGCCAGGCCAAAACUGAAUUGUUUUUUAUGAAAUUUUAUCGACUAAGGACUUAAAAUCAUACGUCUUGGAGAAUUUUUUAUUCAUUUCAGUCCCAUCUAAAAUAAAUAUGUUCAUGGUUCCCCUAAAACCCAACCUAAAUUGUGCUUAUGGUUUCCAGACACUUUCAUUCAUUUCCAGUUUCCAGAAAUACAAGUUAGAUUAUUGGCUACUUGACUGAUGAAAGAAGAUGUGCCCCGUCCCCCUCCCUUCAUCUUCCCCACACUCCAGACUUAUUUGCCAGAAGCAUCAGUGAAAGCCAUGCAGGCCUAAGAGAGCAGGGGUCCCAACUGCAGCCAGGCGCCCCUCCAGCAACCAACAGCCGCCCAGGACGCAGGCUACACGGUGCCGUGUGAGAAAGGCAGGAAACCCUUGCUGAAUCCGCAUCAGGCCUCCAGUGGUGAACAUGAGCUGAGGGCUGUCAUCUCCAAAAAAGGAUCAAGCCAAACAGUGGAAACUAACACGAGGACCCAAGACAGGGAGAAACAGCAUCUUUGGCAGGUGUAUCCUGCACGGCUCACCACUUACGAAGAUGCCUUCCAGAAUAUUUGCAAACUUUAAUUCUGUAUCUGGGAAAGAUGUGAAUUUAAACAUGUUUGGGUCCUGAACAGCUUUUUUAAAAUUGUUCUUGGGAACAAUUCAGCAUCUUUUCAAAUAAACUGUAUGAAAGAUUUUGA